AGUCACAGGCACUGGGCUAUAGAUACGGUUCAAAGUCCCGCUAUAGAUUGUGUUUAAGUGUUCAGAUAGUGUGAAGCCUCAUGCUGUCAAAAGUUUCCUUAGCCCUGUUUAUUCUUUGGAACUAAUCGUCAGGCAAUGUAGCAGCCAUUCAUUGCGCAAACACACUUUGGUUAUGACUAACAAUUUCAAACAAAACAACAAUAUUUUUAAAACAACCAUAACAAUGAAUUCAUUCUUUUGACAAGAAGAUAAACACCAAGAUCGAGAGGUCGAAGUAAUCCUUGUAUUCAGAAGGAUCCUGGCGUAGAAGCACAAGACCUCCAGCUUCAUUCCGGCACAGCAGCAGGACGAAAACAGUUGAGUGAGAGCACAGGAGGGAACAGGAAAAAUUAGCUACAUUAAGGAAAACUAAAAGAAAAGGUUAUCUCAAUAGGCGGUGUACCUCACCGCUAUUUAGAGAGUAUGCACAGGAACACGUUACCUGGAUAGAGAACAUACAAGAACAAAAUACCGAGAUAGUCAGCGUACCCAUGAACCUGUUACCUGGAUAGAAAGUGCAAACAGGAACAGGGACACUGGGACUCACAAGCAGGUUACCUGGAUAGAGAACCUGCCAGAACAGGUUAUCUGGAUAGAGAGAGUACAGGAAAGGGUUACCUGGAUAGAAUUACACAGGAACAGCGACACAAAGGCUUCCGCGAGCAGGAGGAAAGAAACAGGAGCCACAAAUCUUUUGACCCCACCUGUGGCUCAGAGGGAGCAGAGUGCGAGAGCCAGGAGUGAGGUACCCAUCAGGCGACUUUCCCCAGGUUCACCUCCUCCCUGCCCUCCCCCCAAGGAUCGUUGCUGAAGGAGCACUGGAUUUAACAUCUAACAGACAGUACGGAGGAACCAUGAACACAAGCUACGCUUCUUACGAAUACUACGAUUACCCCGACUGGAGCGACAGCAGAGGAGCUACCAAGCCCCCUGUGGAGGUCAUUCUGCCAUGCGACCCCACAGUCGACGACAAGCUGUUCCACAUAUGCAUCUCUGCCAUUUCUCUUGUAGUGAUGCUGAUCCUCAUCGUCUUGGCCAGACAAAGGAAUCCAAGCCAUCGGAAAGGUGUCACAGAUUUAUUCAGUCCAGUAAACUUCCUGAAUCAGACACAGCGGAAGGGCCUGACAGCGGCCGUGUUUGGGGUACUCUUCUGCGAGCUCUCUGUGGUGGUCCUGUCCCCAAACCCCCUCCCCUUCGUCCAGGACCCCUCUUUUGGGCACAGAGAGUUAUGGAAGAUCCUGGCCCUGUUCUACUACCCUGCUCUCUACUACCCCCUGCUGGCUAGUGGUACACUGCGUAGCAAGGCAGCGUACGUGCUGGGCAGCCUGCUAUCCUGGGUGCAUCUGGGCGUCCUUAUCUGGCAGAAGGCCGAAUGCCCGAAGACUCCUCAGAUCUAUAAGUUCUACGCCCUGUUUGCCAGUCUGCCUCAGAUGGCAGGCCUGGUGUUCCUUAGCCUCCAUUACCCUCUGCUCCUGCUGAAGAGCCAGAAAGAGGCCAGCACCACGGAGACCAGCGAUGCUGCUGAGGGUCUUGACAGCAGCUACUAUAAAGAUUAUGUCAAGAAAAUAUUAAAGAAAAUCCCUUCUAAGACCAGUACCUCCAGCACAGACAAGCCAAAACUGUCCAAGAGACUCUCUGAUACCCUGAAAGCUUACAUCUACACUCCAGAGGAAGUGUUCAGGAUUCCCAUUCUGCUGGCCGCAUCUGUGUUAGUGUCUUUCAUUGCCAUCUAUCAGAUGACGCUGUUACUGGUAUCAGCAUUUGUGCCCACUCUCCAUAUUGUCCGUGCAGGGGUGGAUGAAGAUAUCGCCUUCCUCUUGGCUGGCUUCAACAUCCAUCUGUCAGAUGACCGGGCAGAGGUCGUGAAGAUUGUGGUCUACUACAUGUGGUGUGUUGAGGUGUGCUACCUCUCUGCCAUGACGUUAUCCUGCCUGAUCAGCCUAGUCAUGCUCAUGCGGUCCAUGGUCUUGCACAGGUCAAAUCUCAAAGCGCUGUACAGGGGAGGUGUAAACGAUGUCCACAGCCGCCUGAAGGCCUCACGACCCUCGCGCUCCGCCCUUGUGUGCUGGAUGGGCUUCACCAGCUACCAGGCUGCCCUCGUCUGCAUAGGGAUGGUCAUCCAGACGAUUGUAUUCUUCAUCUGUCUCCUGUUUGCUGUUUUUCUCCUCAUCAUUCCCAUCCUGCACGGGCAGAACCUCAUACUCUUCAACAUGCUCAAGAGCACAUGGCCCUAUUGGUUGACGUUGCUCUCUGUCUUGGUUAUUCCUCACGUGGCUGCCAAGCUGGCCUUCAUCAAAACGGACGCAGGGACAAGGGACUUGGACAACAGGAGCGCUCUGUUCCUGCUGACUUACCUCCUCUUCCUGGUAAACGUCCUUGUGGGGGCGUUUUUGGGGGCAUGGCGGUUGGUGGUCACCGCCCUCUACAACAUCAUCCACCUGGGCCGCAUGGAUAUCAGCCUGCUCAACCGCGGGGCGGCGACUUUCGACCCUGGGUAUUCUUGCUAUGUGCAGUAUCUGAGGAUAGAGGUGAACCAGUCCCACCCUGUGAUGAAGGCAUUCUGUGGGCUGUUGCUGCAGUCAGUCAGAAGGGAUUGCAGUGCGGUAAAGAAGAUGUGUGAUGCAGAGGAGGGCAUCCAGCUCGUGGGUCAGGAGAAGUGGCAGGCCAGGUCAUCCAGCGCCAGACGUGCGCGGGCGCGCUGGCUCCUCCUCCUCACCCUCGUGAAUAACCCCACCUUGGUGGGCUCCAGGAAGCCCUUCCAUAAGCCAGGCUCUGAAGACCUUGUGAACGGGACGCUCAGCCACGCCUCUGCUGCUGCCAACGCCGCCAUCGCCGCGGAGCCCAGCAGGAAGGAUGGCGGGAAAGACAGUGAAACGCCGCGCCCGUCUGACACAACCCGCCCACCCUCGAAAACGCACCUGGUGUGAAAUUGGCUUAAUGGAAGUAGACAAGUGACACUACCUUUAAUGAAUCACUUCCUAGCUUUGUGGCUUUACCAGGAUAUUAUGAGGGGUUGUUGCUCUUUAUAUCAUACAAACUUUUGGAAGCCCUUUUAAGGCCUACAUAACUUUGUGAGCUUGAAAUUAUUACCUCUGUAAAACAUUUGUAAAGAACAGUAGAGCUUUAUGACAGAUGUAGUAAAAUGAUGUACACAUUGUUAUGUAAAAAUUAAUUACAUGAAAACAUCUAGCACUACAUGUUAAAUGUCUUAAAGGUGAACUUUUUUUUGACUCGAUUAAGGUAUUAAAACCGCUUUGUAUAAGUUAACUUCCGCUUAAGACUAUCUGUGUGGGGCUCUAGAGGCAGCAGCCGGCAUGUCAUGAAUGGUCUAGAUGGAAAACCAUGUCAAUCCACUCCCGCUGUUGUUUUUUUUUUUUUUUUUUGCGCACUUAUUCAGAACUAGACGGUAGCGAAGGAUGCACUCCAUUCCAACCUGAUCCCAAGUUUAAAAGGCUGUUUAUGGAUCUAUAUAAUGCUGUUUAAUGGAUUUCGUUUAUUUUAAGCAUCCUUCUGUUUUCACACUUAAUGUAAUAUUGGAUGUAGUAAGCAUUGCUAAUACUCACUUUUUUUUUUUUUUUUGAAGAAAAGCAAUAUAUGAAUAUAUAAUAUUUUACGAUUGUCGUGGUAACACGCUUUCACCAGUAAUUUUAUUGUUGUUUUCCUUUAAUUAUCAGUAUUGUCUCAGGGUCAAAGGUAAUGUUAUCCAACACUUCACUCUUUGUUGCUCUUUCAUUUCCUUGAUGCCUGAGACCUCCAAAGUGCCUUGAACAUUUAAGAAUGAAUGCUAGAUGUGAUUAGAAUUAAAAAGGUUUAAACGAAA
Anguilla rostrata (American eel) is the source of this 3859-nucleotide messenger RNA. RefSeq names its product receptor for retinol uptake stra6-like. NCBI's taxonomy places the organism in Eukaryota, Metazoa, Chordata, Actinopteri, Anguilliformes, Anguillidae. Bases 894 to 2966 code for a protein of 690 amino acids. Gene Ontology annotation, biological process: vitamin A import into cell. Gene Ontology annotation, molecular function: signaling receptor activity; retinol transmembrane transporter activity. The transcript has 18 exons. The record is from RefSeq and is a predicted model, not a curated record. Gene Ontology annotation, cellular component: plasma membrane.